Messenger RNA from Octopus bimaculoides (California two-spot octopus), 4899 nucleotides. RefSeq names its product G protein pathway suppressor 2. NCBI's taxonomy places the organism in Eukaryota, Metazoa, Mollusca, Cephalopoda, Octopoda, Octopodidae. Gene Ontology annotation, biological process: regulation of transcription by RNA polymerase II. Gene Ontology annotation, cellular component: transcription regulator complex. The record is from RefSeq and is a predicted model, not a curated record. Gene Ontology annotation, molecular function: transcription coregulator activity.
AAAGCAUAUUUCAGAAAUCUUGAAAUAUAAAAAAAAAAAAAAAGGAGGAGACCGGAAGUUGCUUUCUUUUCUUUAACUUCUUAGACAAGAGAGUGACAUAAUGAUUUGUGACUUCAACGAUUGACCAAAAUAUUUAAGAAUUGAGGUUAUAAAAAUCGAUCCCAAAAUGCCGGUUUUAAUUGAUCGCCCCAAAAUGACAGUGGCCACUUACCAGGCUCUAAAGCGUCACAUUAUGAGAGAAAGGGAAAAGAAAAAGCAAGAACAAGAACAUGAUGCUUUGGUUGAAAGAUUAAAAAAAGAACGAGAACUUCAGAAAAAGAAACAAGAAGAAGAUAAUUUAACACUCGAGCAAAUAAAAGACCAGAUUGGGAUGAUGGAGUCAAAACAUGAAUCUUUGAAGAAUGAGAAACAUGAAUUAUUUUCACAGUUGAAAAAGGUUCUACACCAAGAAGAUGAAACACGACGCCGAGCACAGUUAAAGGAACAAAGUGAACUUUUAAAUUUCCAGCAUCCUUAUACUGUGACAGGACACCCAAUGCUGUUACACCCUGGUGUCACAGGACGACCCACUUUGUACAAACCUCAUCAAACAAUCAUUCCAAUUCAGCAACGUCUUCAGGGAAUGAAAAGAACUCGUUCACCAUCUCCUCCAGUGACCGUUUAUCAACCAUACCCUAAUGAGCAUAAAUACCCCCAGGCAUCUUAUGCUAUCACCACCAAGCAGCCAGCUGUUGUCUAUACUCCCUCUCAAGCAGAAUACAAACCUACCACCUAUGGUCAGAAUCAACCACCACCCCAAGUAGCUUACGCCAGUCAAGGUACCCAUGCUUACCAGCAGCAAGCAGUCCCAUUCACAGCUGGCCCUCCUACCACUAAAUACACCACAACUCCAACUGUUGCAUCUCAGUCGGCUUUUACAUCUUACCCUGGUCAUUAUCCACAACAACAGAAGCCACUUACAGAAUCCUACCCCCACAAUUAUCAGUUACAGAGGAUGCCACAAACAACUUCUCGCCAAGGAAGAGAACGGGAAUAUAAAGCUGGUUACCUGAACACUGCCCACAGCUCAGCUCUCCCUCUGCAGCAACAAUUAGAACAUGCCAAUCAGAAAUCUGGAUUUAGUGAUGAGAAAUUCAAAAUGCAGACUGUUCAACAGCAGCAUAUACGAGGAAUUACACCAAUCACAAGCCAACAGCAAACCCUGAUGGCCCGUCCUCUGCAGAUACAACAGAAUUCACAGCCAAAGGGCAGCAUAGUCACUGGCUAUUCUGGACGUGGUUCUCAGCCCCAACCUCAACACACUACCGUCAGUUCUUACCAACCAGUGACAACUCAGGCUACAUAUUCUGGUCACCAAGCUGCUGGACGUCCACAGGCAUACACAUCCCAGCAACCCCCUGGUCGUUACUAUUAAACUGCUUUCAUCUAACACUGAGACACUUGAUGUUGCUUCGUAAUUUUUGUUUUCUGUUAUUUUUGUCAGCCAUUGUGGUUUUGUAUGUUUUUUUUUUUAGUCAUAAUCAUAGUCUUUUUAUUUUUCAUUAAAACUGUCCCAAAUGCUUGAAAGUAGUCAAACGAAUUAAUGGCAGGUUUAAGUGAUAAAUUCUUGUUAAUUAAAAACAGCGGGUAAUAAAGAUUUAAAGGUAGGAACAGGUGUGAACAGGUUAGAAAGGUAGGAGAUUCUCUGAAGUUCAACAAUAAAUGAGUCAGUAGCUCUAUGGCCCCACUUAAUAAAUCCUCUAAAUAACGAGAGGAAAUAAUUGCUGUAAUGAAAAACAGUAGUAGUCUUAUUCUUCAUCAUGAAGAUAGGGAAGAUAAUCAUUAUUGGAAUAUAAAAACUGUACUAGUCUUGUAAUUCUUCACUAUAAUGGAGAUUUUUUUUCAUUCCCUUUUACCAUUGUAAGAAAUCACUUAUUUAUUUGGUCUGCACACACACACACACACACUGGACUAGAUUUGGCUGGUACUGCAGAUAUAUAUUAGAUUGGUUGCAGGAAUGACCAGUACCUUGGGUAAAUAUACUGGAUUUGUACCCUUACAUAUAUAUUGAACUUGUACUGUAAGCCUGAAAGUGCAUGGCUCAGUUGUCAGAGCAUCAGACUUACAACUGUGAGGCUGCGAGUUCAAUUCCCAGACUGGGCCGUGUGUUGUGUUCUUGAGCAAAAUACUUUUUCACAUUGCUCCAGUACACUUGGCUGUGAAAAUAAGUUGUGAUGUCAUUGGUGCCAAGUUGUAUUGGCCUUUGCCUUUCUUUUGGACAACAUCGGUGGCAUGAAGAGGGGGAGGCUGGUGUGCAUGGGGGACUGCUGCUCUUCCACAAAAGAACCUUGCCCAGAUUUGUAUCUAGGUCCAAUUCCAUGAUCAUUUGUGAUCAAAGGGGUCUUUACCCUUUACUGUAAGCCUAUUGAAUCAGUAAAUAAGUACCAGUAAUAUAUUGAGUUCAUUGGUUAACAGUUUUUCUUUUUUUUUCCUCCCUUACAAAAAUUUGGGAAACAUUUUUAAGAUAUGACAGGGAAAUUUUAAAAAACUUUUCACAAACCCCUAUUUAAGAUUUGAAUUUCUAAUGUAGGGCAAGGAAGUGAGUAAUAUGUAAUUUGUAAUAAAUUUGUAUUUUAAAAGGGAUAUGUUUAAAUGUAGCUAAUUUAUUCUGAAGAUAUGUAUAUAGCUAUAUAUUGAUACUGCCAUGUUAAAAUUAUUACCUGUUCUGGGGUAAAUAUUACUGGAAGCUGAGAUUAUAUGCAAGGAAAAAAACAGGUGGGUGCUUAGUUGUUAAUAUUUAAUGUUUUUCAACUUGCACUACACAUGGGUGUGUUAGACAAGUGAAUUACUUAACACACACAGGCUCACUCACAUAGACACACAGAACACUUACACAUAUACAUAGCCAGGCUCACAUAGACACACAGCCACACUCACAUACACACACAAAUUCACAGCCACAUACAUACACAAAUCGUAUUGAACAUCCUUUGUCUUUUUAAUUUUUUAUUCUGUUUUAUUUUUCCUAUUUUAACAACCAUUUCCUACUCCAAAUAUAAGUUGGGCAGUUUUUUUGUUUUGUAAAUUAAAUAUUUUUAGUGCAAGUGUAUAUUACAGCUGGAGACAUUCUUACUGUGAAGUGCUCGACUGUAUAAAGUAAUUUGGUACCUUUAGCCAGCCACUUUGACUGAGGCAAGGAGACAGACACACAAACAUAUAUACAUACAUACAUACAUAUAUAUAUAUAUAUAUAUACACAGACACACACACACACACACACACACACAUACAUAUGGCAGGCUUCUUUCUCCUUUCCGUCUACCAACUUCACUCACAAGGCUUUGGUCGGCCCGAGGCUAUAGUAGAAGACACUUGCCCAAGGUGCUACGCAGUGGGACUGAACCUGGAACCAUGUGGUUGGUAAGCAAGCUACUUACCACAGCCACUCUUGCACUUAUAGUUACUCAGAAAUAGAAUAUUAGACAAAAUCAUUUGAUUCAAACAAACAUUUAAGCACAGCUAAAUACUGCAUUAGCUGCUGGUGUAAUUAUUGUGAUCUGACUGGAUUCUAUUGUAACAGGUGUUAAUUGAUCUGGGGUUAGGAUUUCCUCUGUUAUUUUUGAUCUCUGACAGAACACUCAACAACUAUAAUCUGAGGUUCCACUCAACAACUACAACAAAAAUGAGCUUGUACACAACAACAACAACAACAGUCUGAACUUAGACUCAACAGCUACAACUACGGUCUGAACUUACACUCAACAGCUACAUCAAUAGUUUGGGCUUAAAUUUGAUGAUUCUGAAAUUAUAUUCAACAGCUACAACAGUCCAAGCUUACCCUCGACAACUACAAGAACAACAAUCUGAAGUUACAUUCAACAACUAUUAGCAAUAGUAGUCUGAGGUUACACUCAAUAACCACAACAUCCAGCCUAUGGUUACUCAACAACAGCACAUUACACUCACCAGCAGUGUGAUCACCUUCAACAGUCUGAAGUUACACUCAAUUACACUAGAAACAGCACACGGUCUGAACAGUGUUGUCUUUAGGUACACUGGGCAAUUAUCCAGGGGCCUCACAUGUCUAGGAAUCCAAUUCUAAUCUGUGGCUUCCUGUCAAUAAAUAAAUACUAUAGGGUCCAGUUCAUUGAUUUGCCCAGGGGACUACAAUGCAGCUAAGUCUGAGUCUGAGAAUGCUUACUAUUCCACUGACUAAGUAUGUUAAACCAAUGAGAUAGCCUCUGUGUGGUCACUAAAUAUGCUGGAAAUAGCAGCUAAAUCUCCCUCAAAUCACACCCUGUCCUUUUAGGAAAGGAUGAACAUAUUGGACAAUGUAGUCCUACCUAAAGUGACAGGAUGGUCAGUGGUUGGCUGUCUCAAUCAUGGUUGGCAUCAGGCUAAACAAAAACAUUAAGAUAUGAUGGAGUUUUGAUAAUUUAUUACGUUAUGAUAUUGUAUAGGCUUGAUAGAAAUACCUAUCAGCUGAAAUGGUAAAAAAAAAAAGAAAUAAUUGUAGGGUUGAAUAGUAUAAGUCAAUUUGACAUACCUAUGUUCUAUAUUAGUAGUAGAGGGGAGUUAAUUUGAAGAUUGAGGCAACUUGACAGAGACAUCUAUCACUUGUAAUGGUGACUAUGGGGAGAUAAUUGUAUAUUAACGUCGUGCCUAAAUCAGAAACCAUUAUGUACAUGAUAAUUAUGAUGAUGAUGAUAAAUAUUUGUUCUCCUGAACAUCUAAAAUAUUGGAUGGAAAAUGGACACAUUUUGUUCAGUUUUUGUUUUGUAUUUGUUUUUAUUUUAAAGAUCAUGAAUUUUUAUGUUUCGUUCACUAAUUUUCAGUUUAUUUAUUGUUCUCAAUGAUUUCUCCAAAUUGAAAGGAAGAAAUAAAACAGAAACUAUUCUUUGGUUUCACCAUUUAACUAUU